Messenger RNA from Gallus gallus (chicken), 1302 nucleotides. RefSeq names its product translation initiation factor IF-2-like. The record is from RefSeq and is a predicted model, not a curated record. The transcript has 4 exons. Lineage: Eukaryota; Metazoa; Chordata; Aves; Galliformes; Phasianidae. The coding region runs from base 33 to 1271 and encodes 412 amino acids.
AUGGGGUCUCUAUUGGGUGUCUAUGGAGUUCUAUGGGGUCUCUAUGGGGCCUCUGUGUGGCUCUGAGGGGUUCUAUGGGGUUCUAUGGGGCUCUAUGGGUUCUAUGGGGUUCUAUGGGUUUUGGGGCGGCCCACGGGGAGACCCUAAAAGCGACGGCCGCCGGGUCGGCUCUGCUGCGCUGUGACUCCGCCCUCCGCGGUUCCCCCCCGGCGUUUCUCCCCCCCCGGUUACGUUGGACGCGGGUGGGCGCGGCCGAGGAGGCGCCGCCCCUUCUCCUAUUGGCUGUGGGCCGAGGGGGCGGGGCCUUGGGGCUUGGGAAGGGCGGGGCUUUGGUGUUGCCCCGCCUCCGCCUCAGCCAAUCGGGGCCGUACGUGUGCCAGAUGGGCGGGGCCGUGAGCACGACGCUGGUGAACGUGGAGGGGAGCAAAAAGCUCUUCCUGGCUGCCCCCAUUGGCUCCAAUGUGACCCUGCAAUGCCCCGUGGCCACGCCCCCCGCCAAGGCCACGCCCACUCGCAAGGCCACGCCCCCCGCGCGGUGGUUCCAUUGGGGGCACCGCAUUCACCGGGGGGCGUGGCCGGAAGGGGCGGAGCUUAAAUUGGGACCAAUGGGUGAAAAUCACGUGGGUCGUUACGAUUGCGCCAUUGGAGAACGUUCCGGAACCGUUCACGUGGUGUUAGGAGAGGCUCAGUCGCUUCGGGCCCCCCCGGGUGCGUCGUUGGAGGUCCCGUGCCGCCCCCCCCCCCCAAAAAAGCAACCGGAAACGGCUCGGCCCACCCUCCUCCUCCUCUCCCCCCCCCCUCCCCCAUCUCAGGUCACGUGGUUCCGGGGAGGGUAUUCGGGCCGCACUUCCGGUCCGCCCAUCUUAAAAGGUUGGGCGGCUCCCGGGGGGGGUUUGGGCCCAAUGGGGGCGCUGUUCCUAUGGGGGCUGCGGCGCUCCCAAAGUGGGCGGUACCGCUGCGAGUGGGCGGGGCUACGAGGCCACGCCCCCAACGCGAGCCACGCCUCCGAUCUAAGCCACGCCCCCGGCUUAAGCCACGCCCGCGAUCUAAGCCCCGCCCACGAUCUAAGCCACGCCCGCGGUUUAAGCCCCGCCCCCAAAGGCUGGGAUUUCCCCUCCCCCCUCCCUCCCCUAAAAGGGGACCCCAUCUUUUAUGGGGCGGGGGUUUGGGGGGACUCCAAUAUGGGGGAUUUUGAUGGAGGGGGGGGGGGGGUUGGAGGAGGAGGAGGAGGAGGAGGAGAAAAAGGCCGGGGGGGGCAGCGGGGGGGCUGAGGAGGUGGAGCUGGAAGUGAUGGAGACCCAC